AUGGACAGCUCCAGAAGUGUGAAGGAAGCUCGCACGUCACAUUUGAGGUGGGAGCACAAAGGUGCUGUUACCUGUACAGAGCAGCACCAGGCGUGGCUGAUUGGAUGUGGGGGAGACGAAGGCCCGUGCCCGGCGCGCAACAUUGGCGGCCGAAAGCUUUCUGAACAUUGCAAGGCCCUGCCGUAUAACUUUCACCUCCACGGUCAAAUCCGACUCCAUUCUCAAGAAGCCCGAAAUCUCUCGGUCUCCAAAGCUCUCAAGAUGGCGCGAAAUUCGGAAAAGGCGCAGAGCAUGCUCUUUCGCUUCCGCGAAGCGCAAGCAGCGGACCUGGGCAUUAUCGACAUUGGCCGGACAAGGCGACCGAGAGUGAUUACCGAAGUCGACUCGAUACCAUCCUGCGAAAAAUGGCGUGGCCAGGUACUGAAGGAGAUCUCGCGCAAGGUCUCGAAGAUCCAAGACACCGCGCUUAGCGACUACCAAAUCCGCGACCUCAAUGACGAGAUCAACAAACUCAUGAGGGAGAAGUACAUGUGGGAGGUGCAAAUACGGAAUCUAGGCGGUCCGAACUACAUGCGCGGGGGCGGCAAAAUAUACGACGAGCAAGGGCGAGAGAUACCAGGAGGCGGCAAGGGCUACCGCUACUUUGGCCGUGCGAGAGACCUACCUGGCGUCAAGGAACUGUUCGACGCAGCUAAGGCGAAGACGACCGACGAAAAACCACUGGAAACAAGAGACGACUUGCGAAAACAGGUCGAUGCCGCCUACUACGGUUACGCGCCAGAUGAGGAGGAUCCCGAACUGCUCGCGUACGAACUUGCAAAGGAAGAGGAAGCGUUCGAGCACAUGGCGAAGACGGGCAAGCAGCAACUGCCGCCCGAUUGGGAGCCAUUGCCAGGCGACACCGGCGAUGGAAAGGGUUGGGAACUACCGACGCUGGAGGAAGUGCAGGAAGAGCUGAUCAACCGGCGGCGGCAGAAGUUACUGGACCAAUUAUAG
Molecule: messenger RNA, 996 nt
Organism: Colletotrichum spaethianum
Lineage: Eukaryota; Fungi; Ascomycota; Sordariomycetes; Glomerellales; Glomerellaceae
Product: pre-mRNA-splicing factor ISY1
Exons: 3
Coding region: 1-996 (331 amino acids)
Biological process (GO): mRNA 3'-splice site recognition; generation of catalytic spliceosome for second transesterification step
Cellular component (GO): Prp19 complex; post-spliceosomal complex; post-mRNA release spliceosomal complex
Source: RefSeq, a predicted model, not a curated record